AUGACUGGAACCCAUCACGCCGCCAUCCUCCCCCAGAAAGGCGGUCCUUUAUCUGUUGAGGAGCGCCCCACCCCCGAGCCCGGUCCAAAUGAAGUUCUCAUAGAAGUCAAGGCUGUCGCCUUGAACCCAGUCGACUAUUACCAGCGUGACUUUGGCCUACCUCCAGUGCCUAUCUAUCCGGCUGUGAUCGGGUCCGAUACUUCAGGUCUCGUCGUGAAGGUGGGCUCGAAUGUGACUACCGUGCCCACACCAGGAAGCCGAGUUAUUGCAUUCGCCUCGUCAUUCUAUCAAGGUGGCUUGCCAGACUACGGCGCCUUCCAAAAAUACGCCCUAGCACAAUCCGAAGGAGUUAUUGCACUUCCAGACCACCUCUCGUUUGAGGAAGGUGCUAUAUUACCCUUGGCUGUCUCGACCGGCUUAACUGCCUGGACUACAAUCGGCAUCUCGCUCGACACCAAGUAUACCCCGCAAGAUAAGCAGGCGGUGCUUAUUUGGGGCGGAGCUAGUAGCGUUGGCACUUUAUCCAUCCAAUCGGCUAAAUCACUUGGCUUUACUGUCUAUGCUACCGCUAGUCCUAAACACCAUGAUUACCUUAAGAAGCUCGGAGCGCACGCAGUUUUCGACUACAAAGCGAGUGAUGUCGUCUCACAGAUCGUUGAAGCUGUGAAGAACGAUGGUGUCAAUCUGCAUACUGCACACUGCGUUGUUAAUGGGGGUCUGCAACCGACACUCGACGUCCUUAAAGAAACGAAGGGUGAUAUAGCCGCUAAAGUUGCCCAUUCACCUGUACUUCCCCCAGACCAUCCAACGCUCGAGAACACGGAGAUUAAGUUCAAUCUCCCGUCGAUGGAUCCGACCGAAAGGAGCAAGCACAUUUACCAGUGCUUCCAUGGAUGGCUAAAAGAUGGUCUGGAGUCCGGUUCAGUUGUUCCCAGCCCGGCUCUUCAGAUUGAGAGUGGCGGUCUAGACGGGUUGAAUGCAGCACUGGAUAAGCUUAGGGCUGGUGUUAGUGGGGCUAAGAUUGUUUUGCCAAUCUGA
Penicillium crustosum is the source of this 1038-nucleotide messenger RNA. Its product is annotated as zinc-binding alcohol dehydrogenase family protein. The transcript has a single exon. Lineage: Eukaryota; Fungi; Ascomycota; Eurotiomycetes; Eurotiales; Aspergillaceae. Bases 1 to 1038 code for a protein of 345 amino acids. Gene Ontology annotation, molecular function: oxidoreductase activity, acting on NAD(P)H. The record is from RefSeq and is a predicted model, not a curated record.